Phytomonas sp. Hart1 is the source of this 561-nucleotide messenger RNA. The record is from the annotation of a GenBank genome assembly. NCBI's taxonomy places the organism in Eukaryota, Euglenozoa, Kinetoplastea, Trypanosomatida, Trypanosomatidae.
GGAUAAAGAAGCUAUUGUAACUUCAAAAAUGUCAGUUGCUGAUCAAGAAGGUGUUGAAAGUCUCAUUCCAUGCAAUAAUGAAUGCGGAGGAAACUACGAAAAAUACCGUUUUGGUCAAACCGAUAAAGAGGUUGAAGUCUUUGUUCCUUUGGAUAAUGAAACCACUUCAAAGCACCUUAAAGUGUCUAUUGCACCGAAUAACUUGCAUGUCAACGUAAAGGGGGUAACAAUUUUAUCCGGAAAGCUUUUCAAGCCAAUCAAGGCUACUGAAAGUACAUGGCUUAUCAGAGACCGAGAAUUGGUUGUAGUGUUAGUAAAAACCAAUUUAAAAUAUGAAGAGUGGUGGCCCCUAGUAGUUGAAGGAGAAGUUCAGAUCAACAUGAAAACACUUAAACCUCCCGAAGUCCAUAUGGCAGAAUUAGAUGAAGGAGCACGAGCCACAAUAGGUCGUCUGAUGUUUGAUCAACAGCAAAAACGUGCCGGAAAAGUCACAAGUGAGGAAUUUAUGCUUACGGAAUAAUGAAAAACAUCUCAGGAUUUAUUGUUAUUAUUAGACUAAAA